Messenger RNA from Carcharodon carcharias (great white shark), 552 nucleotides. It is a transcript of the gene cd2bp2, whose product is annotated as CD2 (cytoplasmic tail) binding protein 2. The annotation marks the transcript as partial. The record is from RefSeq and is a predicted model, not a curated record. The transcript is spliced from 3 exons. NCBI's taxonomy places the organism in Eukaryota, Metazoa, Chordata, Chondrichthyes, Lamniformes, Lamnidae.
AUGACAGGCGGUUGCCCGGGGAGACGUGCCCCGGAAGCGGUAGCCGGACCGGAGAUUGAACCCGGAGCAGCAGCGGGUGCGCUGGGUGUGCGUGGGGGAGGGAAUGGGGUCGGAGGGAGAGCAAAGUGUUUGUGCCGGGCCCCAUCAUGUGGUUUCACGACUGGCACUACGCUGGAGGGACGGAGGGAGGGGCGAAAGCAAGAUCGGGGCGGCAACGCCGCCCCUCGGGAGACUUUGCGGCCUCCGGCGGUCGGUAACGGGAGGAUGGGCGGGCGGGCGCCAUCUUUCCUCCCUGCGAGCAAGGCGAUCACGACGGUGAGCAUGUCGAAACGCAAAGUGUCGUUCGAGGUUGGCAGUGGCGAUCAGGAUGAGAGCUUGCUUCAACAGGUCGGGGCAAACGGGUCGUCGGCUGGCGGCCCGGGCAGUCGCUUCAAGGGGAAGCACUCACUGGACAGCGACGAGGAGGACGAGGCGGACGAGGGGGAAAUGACCAAAUAUGACAUCCUGGCCACGGAGGACAUUGAAGGUGAGGGACGGAGGGUGAGGGUGAAG